GAGGGUAUUACAAUAUGCUCUAUUAGAUAGGCUCACAACGGAGACUUGGACCUUUUACCUGACGUGUCGGGAGAUGUAACGCGCGGAACUACUCAAGGGCCACAUCACCAAUUCGGCAAUCAGUCAUUUGUUUCGAACAAUCACUACCAACAUCAGGCAAGAUCUAUGGCGAGUUCGGUUAUGUACUAUGGAAGUCAAGGACAGAACGAAAUGACCUAUACAUCACCCCAGACUAUGCAGCCUCACGUCAAUAGCAGCUAUCAGCCUUCAACCCCGCUUUCUCUCUAUGGUACAAGUGCUGCAACGUAUUCCACUGGCUAUCACUCAACAGUGCCGCAAUUUCAGCCAGAACAGAUCGCACUCCCGCUGCACAAUGGUCCAGGUAAUGCCUCGCCUUAUCGCUCUAACGAUCAUCUCGGUGCAGAUGACCGAAACGUCUCGUCGACUGCUACCUUUGAUCCGACGUAUCCAAUGCCAACCCAACAAGCAUCCCCAGACGCCAGAACUCAUCAAAAUCAGACUUUUGGAUAUGGAAUCAACAGUCAGCUCAUGCCUGAUGCCCCAGUAUCAGAUCAAUACGUCGAAAGGUGGAAUGACGGGAAUAACCACCAAAACAGCCAACACUGAGCGCAAGCCUGACUAUUCCGUGUUUCCUGCCUCCAGCUAGGGAAUCAGAAUCUAUUGGAGUUGAAGGAAUCAUCUCCUUCUUUGGAGCAUUGCGAUGCCAUCCACUGAGUGGCAACGAGAUCAAUAAAAUUUCCUUUCAAUUCUAGCAUCGAGAUGGAAUGUACACAAAAUUGGCAAUUUGCAUCACGUCCUGUGUCCCUUAUCUUUCCAGUUCCAAUUGAUUCUUACACUUGAGUCUUCAGUGGAGGAGCAUCGGUGGAGUCA
This is a messenger RNA of Mollisia scopiformis, 891 nucleotides long. RefSeq lists its product as uncharacterized. The transcript has a single exon. The coding region runs from base 166 to 627 and encodes 153 amino acids. Lineage: Eukaryota; Fungi; Ascomycota; Leotiomycetes; Helotiales; Mollisiaceae. The record is from RefSeq and is a predicted model, not a curated record.